AUGCCCGAAUCUCUUCAACUCGAAGCACUCAAUUCCCUCGUUCCAACUUGUAAACAAUACCAAAUUAGGCAUUUACAUAAUUUAAUUGCUCCAUAUUUUCAAAUUGAUUUCAUUCGUCUUCUUCCAAAAGAGCUUUCAUUCAAAAUUCUUAGCUACUUGUCUCCUAAAGACUUGGUGCUUUCUGCAAGUAUUUCACGUACAUGGCGUCAUCUUGCCGAGGAUCACAUUCUUUGGAUGAAAAAAUGUCUUCAAUAUAAUAUUAAAGAAAUUUUCCCUCCAAAUCUUGCUAGAAGGGAAAAUUGGGCGUUGUUUUCUGCUGGACUAGUCGAUUCUCCACAAGAAUCCCCCCAUUAUUUUGACGGAGAUUCAUCUUUUUCUUCAAAAAUUUCUUCAUCUUUUUGUAAAUCUUUAUUCCAAUCACCUUCAUCUUCUUUACACUUUUCACAAUUAAAUUUACCGUCUUGUUUGGAAAGAUCUAAAUGGAAGGCUAUUUAUUUAAGAAAUCAACAUAUUUCUAAUAAUUGGCGUUUUCGACGUCCAAAUGCAAUUUGUCAUUUACGAGGACAUGAUGAACAUGUAAAUAUUUUAAGCAAAAUUAUUUUAUUUUUAAAGGUAAUAACUUGUUUAAAAUUACGUGGUGAUCGUCUUGUAACUGGUUCUGAUGAUUGUACUUUAAGAGUUUGGUCUGUAGGGACGGGAGAGUGUACACAAGUAUUAACUGGACAUACUGGAGGUGUUUGGGCACUCCAAUUAUCUGAGGACGGAAAAAUUGCUAUUAGCGGUUCUACUGAUAGGACUGUUCGAGUUUGGAAUGUUGAAACUGGUGUUUUGAUGCGUUGUUUAAAUGGACAUUCUAGUACUGUUAGAUGCAUGUCUUUAUCUGGAAAUAUUUUGGUAACAGGUUCUCGUGAUUGUACAAUUAGAAUGUGGAAUAUCGAAGAAGGUCGUUGUAUUCGUCCAUUUAUUGGUCAUUUAGCGGCCGUUAGAUGUGUUAAAUAUGCCGGUUCCUCAGUUGUUUCUGGUGGUUAUGAUCAUAAAAUACAUGUUUGGAAUGCUGAAAAUGGGACUUUAGAACAUGUUUUGGAGGGCCAUACACACAGAGUUUAUUCGUUACACUUUGUUAAAGAACGUAAUUUGGUUAUUUCUGGUUCUCUUGAUACAACAAUUAGAGUUUGGAAUUCAAACACUUGUUGGGCAUCAAUCUUUAACUUCUGGAAUGAAAUUGAGAGGAAAUAA
Messenger RNA from Meloidogyne enterolobii, 1236 nucleotides. NCBI's taxonomy places the organism in Eukaryota, Metazoa, Nematoda, Chromadorea, Rhabditida, Meloidogynidae. The record is from the annotation of a GenBank genome assembly.